Messenger RNA from Aphanomyces astaci, 744 nucleotides. RefSeq lists its product as hypothetical. The record is from RefSeq and is a predicted model, not a curated record. The transcript has a single exon. NCBI's taxonomy places the organism in Eukaryota, Oomycota, Saprolegniomycetes, Saprolegniales, Verrucalvaceae. Bases 30 to 644 code for a protein of 204 amino acids.
UGCCAUUGUUGAAUUCACGUUGAAGCAGCAUGGUCAGUCUCGUUGCCGUCAUCGCUUUCGUCGCGGCCGCCGCCACCGCCGACGCACCCGUUCCCAAGCGUCCGUUGGGGCUCACGUACAACUACGGGUCCCCGCACGCUUCGAUCCAACUCGACUUUUUCCUCGACCUACUGUGCCCGUACAGUCGUGAUGCCUUCCCCCACGUGACCAAGAUCGCCGACGACUACCCGGACAAGAUCCGCGUCCUCUUUCAUCACUUCCCCCUCCCGUACCACCGCAACGCGUUCGUGCUGCAUCACGCCGGUCAGGCAUUCGUGAACAUCACGGGCAGCGACGAAGCGUUUACGCGCUGGGCCGCAGCUGUGUUCAAGAACCAGUCCGUGUUCAACCAAGACGUCGGGCUUCCGGAAACCAAGGCCGCCAUCAAGAAGCUCGCGCUCGCGGCGUUACCCGAGCUAGGAGGCGGCGACGUCGACAGCGGACUCAAAUCCCGCGACCGCAAUCUCGAGGUGCGCGCGGACUUUAAGUACGGCACCACCCGGGGCGUGUAUGGCACCCCCAGCAUCUAUCUCAAUGGAAUCCAUGCGUUCGACGACGUCGACUAUGACAUUUUGUACGCCAAGAUCCGCCCGUUGUUGGGCUAAUACGCGGAUCGGGGGGAGGGUCUGUACUGUACGUGGAUGUAGUAGUAGCAACCACUGCGAGUAUAUCUUGUUAAAAAUAAAGAAAAACAUAUGUCGUUGA